This is a messenger RNA of Labrus mixtus (cuckoo wrasse), 2171 nucleotides long. RefSeq names its product ATPase H+ transporting V1 subunit C1b (gene atp6v1c1b). Gene Ontology annotation, cellular component: lysosomal membrane; vacuolar proton-transporting V-type ATPase, V1 domain. NCBI's taxonomy places the organism in Eukaryota, Metazoa, Chordata, Actinopteri, Labriformes, Labridae. The transcript is spliced from 13 exons. Gene Ontology annotation, molecular function: proton-transporting ATPase activity, rotational mechanism. Bases 212 to 1360 code for a protein of 382 amino acids. The record is from RefSeq and is a predicted model, not a curated record. Gene Ontology annotation, biological process: proton transmembrane transport.
AGGCGCAGAUCCACUACCUCGAUCAGCUGACUGUGAGUGAGAAGCACUGUAGAAGGACCGUUGAGUCAAAAACCCGCUUUUAUCUGCGCUAUGUGCGGGGAGCUGCGAUUUAUUUACUGAUAUACACCGUGUGGACCGAACACUGAGGCCUUUAAAACAACGCGACCUACUCACUCUAAAGGGCCGGUGAACAAACCUCUUACCAGCAGCCAUGACUGAAUUCUGGUUGAUCUCAGCUCCCGGGGAGAAGACAUGCCAGCAGACUUGGGACAAGCUGAUGGUGGCAACAACACGCACCAACAACAUCUCUGUAAACAACAAGUUCAACAUCCCCGAUCUCAAGGUCGGAACUCUAGAUGUCUUAGUUGGUCUGUCGGAUGAACUGGCUAAACUAGACACUUUUGUGGAAAGUGUGGUGAAGAAGGUGGCUCAGUACAUGGCUGAUGUUCUGGAAGACAGCCGAGACAAAGUCCAAGAAAACCUGCUUGCUAAUGGAGUUGACCUCGUCACCUAUAUCACCAGAUUUCAAUGGGACAUGGCGAAGUAUCCAAUCAAACAGUCGCUGAAAAACAUCUCUGAGAUUAUCUCGAAGCAAGCAACUCAGAUAGACAAUGACCUGAAGGCCAGAGCUUCAGCAUACAACAACCUGAAGGGAAACCUGCAGAACCUGGAGAGGAAGAAUGCAGGGAGCUUGUUGACCAGGAGUCUGGCUGACAUAGUGAAGAAAGAGGACUUUGUGCUGGACUCAGAGUACCUGAUUACCAUGCUGGUGGUUGUCCCAAAGACAGGCUACACUGACUGGCAGAAGACGUAUGAAACCCUGGCUGAGAUGGUCGUGCCACGCUCCACUAAGCUGCUGUUUGAGGACCAUGACAGCGGCUUGUUCAGUGUGACUCUCUUCAGGAAGGCUAUCGAUGACUUCAAACACAAGGCCAGAGAAAACAAGUUUACAGUGCGUGAUUUCCAGUACAACGAGGAGGAGAUGAAGGCAGACAAAGAGGAGAUGACACGUUUGUCCACUGACAAGAAGAAACAGUUUGGGCCGUUGGUACGAUGGCUGAAAGUGAAUUUCAGCGAGGCCUUCAUCGCCUGGAUUCACAUAAAAGCGCUGCGUGUGUUUGUAGAGUCAGUAUUGAGAUAUGGGCUGCCGGUGAACUUCCAGGCUAUGCUGCUACAGCCCAACAAGAAGAACAUGAAGAAGCUGAGGGAGGUGCUGUACGACCUGUACAAACACCUGGACAGCAGCGCUGCCAUCAUUGACGCCUCUAUGGACAUCCCCGGACUGAACCUGAGCCAGCAGGAGUACUACCCCUACGUUUACUACAAGAUCGACUGCAACCUGCUGGACUUCAAAGUUUAGAGACAUCGCCAUCAUCAUCAUCAUCAUCAUCAUCUCUGUGGAGUCGUGCUCUGGUGUGACAGUUUCACAUCCCCAAGCUUUAAUUUAUUGCCACUCCCACCUUGAUUUUCCAUUUUUUUGUCUUUUCCUGCUCUUGUUGGUACAUUCCCGGGUCCAUGUUAAUCAAGUUGUUUGGAAUUCGAGUGCUGUUUUGUGAUUAUAAGUAAGGUCAGAUCGAUUUAUGAUCAGAACUUCUCCCUUUAUACACCUGAUUAAUAUGGGCCCUCGUCAUAGUUGUGUCUUCUUGUUUCUACCAUGCUGUAAAAGUGAAUUUCUCCCCUGUUUACACCCACCAAUAAUGGUUGACAUUCCCUUCUCGCGUCAAAGGACAUGCUUCAGAUUAAGUGUUGUUUUUUUACUGUCACCUCAUGCAACAAAAGCAGUCCCAUACGGGGGGAGGAUGGGAAAAAAAAAUGUAUGUUAAAUAUAGUAUUUAUUUAAAGCCUCUAAAAUCAGUGAAUGUGUUUUUUUGUUUGUUGGGUUCUUGAAUGUGCUGUGUUUUUAGCUCUGUACGGAACGUCUGUUUACAAGUAGAUGUUGAUCCCACUCUGGCUAUAAUCCAGUGACACAUACACACACACACAGCAAAAUCAUUUUACAGUAUAAAGAAGCAAUAUGUUUGCUUAUGUGCUCCUUUAAAUUCUGUACAUCAAGCAGUUUGAGGAAAAUAAUGAUGGGUCUAUGUGCAAAUACUGUAAUGUCAGUAUACAUGAAAAUGUAUCCACAAACAUGUAUAAUAAAUGUGAAAAAUAAAUACUCUAUGUGAAAUAUA